CAAACCGGUGCCAUAUUUGAGGAAAAAAAAACCCGGGUUAGGUUAUUCGUGCGUUUUUCUUUUUCAAUUCCUUUUCCUCUGUAAAUUGCUUCUCCUUUCUCCUUAUACCUUUCCCCAUUUCCCUCUUGACUCCACUACUUCCACCACUACGCACCCCUUUCCACCGCCACCAUACUCUAUCUUCAUUCUUCACGGCAUCAAGGCGAUGUGACGGUGGUCGCGAUUGGUUGUUGGAUUUUUAGAGUUUCAGGUGGCAAUUUGGUUGAGUUUUUGUUAUUUUAGUUUUGAAGGGCUUUGGUUGAUUGUGGUUAUGGGUAUCCGAUUUUUAGUUGUUUUUAGAUGGAUGUUUGGUUGUUUUUAGAUGGAUUUUUGGUUGUUUUUAGAUGGAUUUGUUGUGGGAUGCAAUUCCUUGGUAUUUUUGUUGUGGUUUUGAAUAACUGAUUGGUUGAACUCUUCACUCUGGUCUACGCCUCCUCCUUCUUCGUUUGCUACCACCAUCUCUCUCCUCCGCCCAUCGUCCGCCCUCCGUCGCCGGUUCGACCUCCAUCCCCACCUCCUCCUCCGCCGGACUCCAAUGGCAGUUCCACUUCCUAUGCUUCUCCUUCUCCUUCUCCUACCCCCGAGGAGAUCUCUCGCCAUGCUCAGCUCUCACUCGAUCUGUCGAAGAAGAUCUUCAACAUCAGAGAAAUCAGGAGGUUAGCAUCCAUGGGUCUUCCUGAUGCUCCUGCCAUCCGCUCUACUGUUUGGAAGCUUCUGCUGGGGUAUUUUCCUAGUGAUCGAGCAAUGUGGCCCUCUGAAUUAGCCAACAAGAGGUCUCAAUACAACCACUUCAAGGAUGACCUCUUGAUGUCUCCUGUUCUUGCUGACAAAGCUUAUCUUGUUGGUGUGGAGCAAAAAGGUAUUAAAGUGGAUUCUUUUGGAAUAGAAGAAUCUCUGAAAGAAUUGGCUCAACUAGCUGACACAGCAGGUCUUCAGGUUGUUGGCUCUACUUAUCAAAAGUGAGUAUGUCGUGAAGGAAAUGUCCGUCGAUCAAGUGUAAUCACUAAUUAUAAUUAGGACAAAUAUGGAGAUUAAUUAUAAUUGGUUAUUUAGGUAAUCAUAAUGUUUUGCUAGAAACCAAUUGUGAUUUGUGAACUAAUGCGAUUAGUUUACUACUAAUAAUAAUCCGGUCCUAUGAGGUCACA
Chenopodium quinoa (quinoa) is the source of this 1184-nucleotide messenger RNA. RefSeq names its product TBC1 domain family member 13-like. NCBI's taxonomy places the organism in Eukaryota, Viridiplantae, Streptophyta, Magnoliopsida, Caryophyllales, Amaranthaceae. The record is from RefSeq and is a predicted model, not a curated record. The transcript has 4 exons. Bases 706 to 1002 code for a protein of 98 amino acids.